Erythranthe guttata (spotted monkey flower) is the source of this 1768-nucleotide messenger RNA. RefSeq names its product protein DETOXIFICATION 40. The record is from RefSeq and is a predicted model, not a curated record. Gene Ontology annotation, molecular function: xenobiotic transmembrane transporter activity; antiporter activity. NCBI's taxonomy places the organism in Eukaryota, Viridiplantae, Streptophyta, Magnoliopsida, Lamiales, Phrymaceae. Gene Ontology annotation, biological process: xenobiotic detoxification by transmembrane export across the plasma membrane. Gene Ontology annotation, cellular component: membrane.
UGAUUGGUGAGUGUACUUGAAAAAAAAAAAGAAAAAAAAAAGAAUGGGGUCCUCAAAAAACAAAGGAGAGACUACUGAUCCUCUGUUAGAAUCUAGCUAUGGGGGCGGCGUGGAGGAAGUCAGCUCCGAGCUGGAAGACGUACUCUGCGACACCACCUUAUCAGGGUGGCGCCGCUUCCAGAAAGCCAUCGUGAUCGAGCUCAGAUACCUUCUCCGGCUGGCGGGCCCCGCCGUCUUAGUUUACUUGCUCAACAGUGUCGUUUCGAUGUCCACUCAGAUCUUCUGCGGCCAUCUCGGCAACCUCGAACUCGCCGCCUCCGCCCUCGGCAACAACGGCGUCCAACUUCUCGCCUAUGGACUCAUGCUCGGAAUGGGGAGCGCGGUGGAAACACUGUGUGGGCAGGCGUACGGCGCACAACAAUACGAAAUGCUCGGGAUAUACAUGCAGAGAUCAGUAAUCCUGUUAAUGUUGACCGGAAUUCCGUUGACGUUUGUAUACAUAUUCUCUAAGCCAUUGUUGGUUCUUCUCGGCGAAUCCGACCGCGUCGCCUCUGCAGCUGCGCUCUUCGUGUACGGUUUGAUACCUCAAAUAUUUGCGUACGCCGCAAAUUUCGCGAUACAGAAAUUCCUGCAGGCGCAGAGUAUAGUGAACCCGAGUGCGUAUAUAUCGGCCGGUGCGCUGGUUGUGCACAUUUUGAUGACGUGGGUUGCUCUGUAUGUGUUCAACUGGGGGCUAUUGGGGGCCGGUUUGGUGCUGAGUUUGUCGUGGUGGAUUAUUGUUAUUGCUCAGUUUAUCUACAUUUUGACUUCCGAGCGGUGCAAAAAGACGUGGAACGGGCUUAGUACGCGGGCUUUUUCGGGCCUUUGGGGUUUCUUUAAGCUCUCUGCUGCUUCUGCUGUUAUGCUCUGUUUGGAGACUUGGUAUUUUCAAAUUCUGGUUUUGAUUGCUGGUUUGCUGCCUGACCCUGAAAUUGCUUUGGAUGCUCUUGCUAUUUGUAUGACAAUCCUUACUUGGGUUUUCAUGGUGUCAGUUGGAUUCAAUGCUGCAGUAAGUGUAAGGGUGAGCAACGAGCUGGGAGCGAAGCACCCGAAAUCGGCGGCAUUCAGUGUAGUGGUGUCCACAGUAACAUCUCUGCUAAUAGCGAUUGUGUUCGCAAUCCUCGCCCUCGUUUUCCGUGAUCAGUACAGUUACGCCUUCACCUCCGGCAAAGUUGUUUCCGAUGCAGUUUCAGAUCUCACUCCAUACUUAGCUGUUGCCAUUAUCCUCAACGGAAUUCAACCUGUUUUAUCCGGUGUGGCUGUCGGAUGCGGAUGGCAAGCGUUUGUUGCGUAUGUGAACGUCGGUUGUUACUAUGUGGUCGGCCUUCCGGUCGGUGUACUUCUCGGCUUCAAAUUCAACCUUGGCGCUAAGGGAAUAUGGGCAGGUAUGUUGAUGGGAGGUACAUUAUUCCAGACAUUAAUCUUGAUAUGGGUUACUGUCCGAACCAAUUGGGAAACAGAGGUGAAGAACGCAGGAAACAGGAUAAAUAAAUGGAAUGAUGUAAAAGGGCAACUUGCGGUAGUUGAAUGAUACUGACUCAAAAGGGAAAUUCGGUUACAAAGGAUUCGAAAUCAGAUGAUUAUUUACCGUGUUUUGGCGAAGUUGUGCUAGGAAAAUAAAUUAAGAUUCUUGUCGGUUUUGUAUUAGUAAUAAGGAUCUUACUCCUCGCUACUCUCGACACGGUUAUUCAAAUUUUGUUCUUGUACUAUUAGUCUUUUUUAUCCUCUA